Verticillium alfalfae VaMs.102 is the source of this 2166-nucleotide messenger RNA. Its product is annotated as cell pattern formation-associated protein stuA. Gene Ontology annotation, molecular function: DNA-binding transcription factor activity; sequence-specific DNA binding. Gene Ontology annotation, biological process: positive regulation of transcription by RNA polymerase II. The transcript is spliced from 3 exons. NCBI's taxonomy places the organism in Eukaryota, Fungi, Ascomycota, Sordariomycetes, Glomerellales, Plectosphaerellaceae. Bases 1 to 2166 code for a protein of 721 amino acids. The record is from RefSeq and is a predicted model, not a curated record. Gene Ontology annotation, cellular component: nucleus.
AUGGGUACCGAGAGAAUACCUUCUCUGCCAUUGCCCGCUCAACACCAGGCCUACUCCUCUUCGGGGACAUCGUCACCUCGGGUCAGCUCCAUCGGUUCAGCAGCCAGCUCCCACCUCGGUUCUCAGUCGUCAUUCACCUCGGCUGCAUCCUCCAACGGCCCCAAAACCCCCUCUCCUAACCUGCCCGUCACGACCACCAUUCCAGGAUCUGCAAGCCAAUCAAUUGGAGGAUACGAACAGUAUCCCACUAUGAACCAACCAGCCGCUGAAAUGUACUACCAACAGCAUAUGUCUGCAGGCCAGCCUCCCUCCAACCAGACAGUAACAUCGGGCAUGUCUUACCACCACCAGCAACAACCUCCUCCGUUGCAGCCAAGCCAUUUGCCCCAAUACCCUGCGCCUCCCGCCCAACAGUACGGUCAGCCUUAUGGUUAUGCCAAUGGCAUGGCUUCGCCCCAAAAUGCCCACCCGAACGUUGGAAACUCGAUGGGCGCGUCUCAAAAUGUGCUGCCGCUGCCCGCGCCUCCCAACGGCAAUGCUUACCAGGGAUUUGACACGACAGGCCAGGUGGCGCCACCUGGCAUGAAGCCCCGAGUGACGGCAACACUCUGGGAAGACGAAGGCAGUCUGUGCUUCCAAGUUGAGGCGCGCGGUAUUUGCGUUGCUCGUCGCGAAGAUAACCAUAUGAUCAAUGGUACGAAGCUUCUCAACGUGGCUGGCAUGACCCGUGGUCGCAGGGAUGGUAUCUUGAAGAGUGAAAAGCUGAGACACGUCGUGAAAAUCGGGCCCAUGCACCUCAAGGGCGUGUGGAUCCCGUUCGAGAGGGCUCUCGAUUUCGCAAACAAGGAAAAGAUUACAGAGCUUCUGUACCCCCUCUUCGUCCACAACAUCGGCGCCCUCCUGUACCACCCCACCAACCAGAACCGUACCAACCAAGUCAUGGCUUCGGCCGAGCGUCGAAAGCAGGAACAGAACCAGAUGCGCAACUCUCAAUCGGGCCCAGGCCUGGCACCUAUUCAGCAGCAUCACCACCACCACUCGAUGGGACUUCCUGGCCCCCAGCAGCCGCUUCCGUCUCACUCCAACAUGGGACGACCCUCGCUGGACAGAGCUCACACUUUCCCGACGCCUCCGACCAGUGCUUCGAGCGUCAUGGGCGGCAACAUGGGCACUUCAGAUGGCUUCCAGUGGGCCCAGCAGGGUCAAGGUAUAGGCAGCGCGCAAAAUGCGAACCCCAUGUCCAUUGACACUGGGUUGAGCAGCGCGCGCUCGAUGCCAGCUACACCUGCUACCACGCCCCCCGGAUCGUCUAUUCAGAGUAUGCAGCAAUAUCCCGCUGCUAGCCAGUCUUAUGACAACUCCCGACCUAUGUACAAUGCAUCCUCACAGCAGUCACCGUAUCAGACAACAAACCCUGGCCCACAGGAGCGCUCCUUAUACGGACACAACGACCCAUACGGCAAAAAUGACAUGGGUCCUCCUUCGUCGCGCCCUGCAGGACCCGGCGCUCCCGUGGACCAAAAGGCUACGAACGGCAUUAUCUCGUCUUCGGACCAGAAUGGACACGGUGUCAGUCACCAAGGCGGCGACGAUGAGGCCGAACAUGAGCAGGAUGCCGAGUACACCCAUGAUAGUGGAGCUUACGACGGUAACCGAGCUUCUUAUAACUACGCCGCACCCCCUGUUGGAGCUUUGUCUUCCGAACACCACUUGUCGCCCGAGAUGACGGGAUCUCCCAGCCACGCCCCGACGUCUGGACGUGCGACGCCCCGCACGGCCGCGCCUCCCCAGCCGUACUACUCCCAGCAGCCCGGCUACAGCACCCCUCCUCGGGUUCAGCAGCAGCCAUCCAGCAAUCUCUACAGCGUCAUGAGCAAUGACCGAGGCGCAACAGGUGGCUCGGCUGGUAGUGACGUUUACGCCCCAUCAGCUGACAUUGGCUCCAUGUCCAACGGUUAUGCUUCGCAGCAGCCCGUGCUGAACGGCAGCAGUGGUAUCAAGCGAGGACGCGAGGAUGAAGAUGAUCUCCAGCGGCCCCUGAGCGGCGGUCCCGGCAUGGAAAUGAAGCGACGAAAGACGCUCAUUGAUGGGACCAUCCCUGCAACCGGUUACGAUGCUAUGGCUAGGCCAGCUUCCGCGACUGUCGCUCCCACGCGGCGGAGAUGA